Molecule: messenger RNA, 243 nt
Organism: Capsicum annuum
Lineage: Eukaryota; Viridiplantae; Streptophyta; Magnoliopsida; Solanales; Solanaceae
Exons: 2
Coding region: 1-243 (80 amino acids)
Source: RefSeq, a predicted model, not a curated record
AUGGCAAAGUUUUUAACUUGUGUCCUACUCGCUGCUGCUAUAUUGUUUGUUGCAACAAUGAUUUCAUCAGUUAAAUCAGAAACUUGCUACCAAAUACAUCUAGAAAUAUUAUGUGAUCAGAACAAAGUUAAGCCAAAAUUUUUAUCAUUUUGCAAGCAAAAAAUUGGACCCAAAGUUGGUGGUCAAUGUAUUGAGCAGGAUGGCUUUGACGGUCCAUUUUGUGCUUGCGAUUAUCCUUGCUAG